Messenger RNA from Cryptosporidium muris RN66, 723 nucleotides. RefSeq lists its product as uncharacterized. The coding region runs from base 1 to 723 and encodes 240 amino acids. The record is from RefSeq and is a predicted model, not a curated record. The transcript is spliced from 2 exons. Lineage: Eukaryota; Apicomplexa; Conoidasida; Eucoccidiorida; Cryptosporidiidae.
AUGGAAAAAUUUUAUUUAUAUAACUUAUUAAAUGAACCAAGAUUCUUUAGUGAAUUACUUGGCAGUGCAACAAAAGGUAUCUCAAUACUUUCAAGUGAUUAUUUAUCUCAAUCAGAAAAUGAACAAGAACAAGAACAAAAAUCUAUUCAAGCAUUUCCAGUUGGUUUAUUCCCAAAUCCAAAAUCACUUCAACUUGAAAUGAAUUCAUUAAGUUCUAAUUUAACAAAUAAUAAUAAUGAAGCUAAUUUAGAAAAUGCAAAUUCAGAAGUUAAAUCAAUCUUAUCUGGACCUGAACAAAAUCAAAUGAAUUCUAAAUCUAAUCAAAUUAAUAAAGAUUCAGUCAAUAAUAAUCAAAUGUCAAAUAUAUCAUCAGGUGCAGUAUCAAGAGGAAGUACAAGUGAAAUUAAAACUAUAACUGAAGAUAUACAACUUAAAGGUAUAGAUAAACCAACAUCCCCUACAGCAAAAGCACCUGGACAAGUAGUGCAACAAGGUGAAACUAUAAAAACAGGUAUAUCAGGUCCAGUUACUAUUAAUCAAAAUGAUAAUAAAGUACAAGGAACAACAACUCCACCAAAUCUAGUUAUUGAAAAUAAUAUUAAUGAUAAGAAUUCUAUUAUUUCCUCAUUUUCUGGAAAUUAUAAAAUUAUCAUUAUUACUGGUUUAAUUUUAUUAAUAAUAUUAAUAAUAAUCAUUAAAAUUCAUCUUAAUAAUAAAAAAUAA